Trichoderma virens Gv29-8 is the source of this 2328-nucleotide messenger RNA. RefSeq lists its product as uncharacterized. Gene Ontology annotation, cellular component: cytoplasm. Bases 1 to 2328 code for a protein of 775 amino acids. Lineage: Eukaryota; Fungi; Ascomycota; Sordariomycetes; Hypocreales; Hypocreaceae. The transcript is spliced from 4 exons. The record is from RefSeq and is a predicted model, not a curated record.
AUGGCCCCAGCGUUUCUCUCUCUCAAAGACUUGCGUCGCCGAUCAAGAGCAAGCUUCCGGACCGAAAACUCCAACGACACUUCCAGUGAUGGUACUUUGAGCCAUGAAACCAAUGACACCACGCCAUCAAGCGGCUCGUUAACACCGCCCUCUCACCUGUCAGACCCGGCGCUGAAUCUACAGGUCAAGGACAGCAAUGCGUCUGGCCAGUAUCCAGCACAAGCUCAAAACCGACCCAUGAUGGUGCCUGGAGGAAAUUCCAGUCGAUACAGCGUCUCGGGCAUGUCAGGCCUUGGAUCUCCUGCGCCCAACGGGAGGACCAACCUGCCUGUCUCCCAGUAUGCUCCUCGUGUCCAAAACAUUGCGGAAAAUGCAUGGGUAUACCAAAAGGUUCUCUUGCUGCACGGUACAAUUGGAGAGACGGAGCAGAACCAUCUCGAAGGCACUGUCAUCGUCAGCAAACUCGAUGACUCCUUUCCACCAACCAGCUGGCCUGUAUGCAAUUCUCACUUCAAAGCUCUUGUAUAUCUACAACCUGGCCCCAACAAGAUCAGAAUUGAAUUCUCUAGCCCGAAACUGGCCAACAGCUCGUCUUCAAACCCCAUCCAUGUCUCGUAUCUCACUCUCCACAUGGUACCUUCGUUAAACGCACCUCCGCUGCAGCUCGCCAUUCUGCUAGGCAAAGACUCACCUGGGAUAUUUGAUGCCACGCCGUCGCGUGCUGAAAGGGAAGGCAAUGGCCUGGACACGGCUGUCAAGAAAUUUCGAAUGGCAGCCUAUCUCUGGCAGGCAUUUACUGCGGAGCAGAUGUGGCGACACAAGCUAGGGCGACGAACGUUUCGAUUCGAAGAGGAAUGGACGUCUGGCUCUGCCAACUACCGUGAUAGGGAGAGUGGUAUCAUGAGAUCUGAAGCCCGUGUUCAUAUUAUCCGGUCCGACAAGACAGUGGCGGAACUGCAAGACCUCAACAAGGCGCAACAGUAUGACAAGGCUACGGAUAAGAAUGCUCUCUUCGACAUUGCUUCGGCUGCAGUCAAGAAGCACCUGAACCCCCUGCCCGGCCAGAAGCAAUAUGUAGCAGUUCUUCUGCUGGAUGCUCACUGGGAUAAGGAUGUCAAAACCAUCCGUGGCCAUGCCGCCCUUGGCGGCGGCAGCGGAGAGUUGCAACUGGGCAUCUUCGGGUCACACAGCCUGCAUAGCUAUCCCGGCUGCUUCGAGGAGGUAGUGCCAGCCUUUACCGAUUGCACGCCGACUGACACUGCGUACGUGGCAAACGACUGCAACGAAGCGGGGAGCUCCUGGGAGGCGGCAAACAUUGGCAUUGGCGCGCAUCUGCACGAGGUUGGCCAUUUGUUUGGAUGCCCCCACCAGGAAGGAGGGAUUAUGCUCAGAGACUACGUUGUUCUUAACCGAAGUUUCGUGGCUCGUGAAGCGUAUUCCACCAGAACCAAGUCCAAAGGGGGGCUGGCCUUGCAAGCUGAUGAGUGCGGUUGGCAUCGCCUGGACUGCCUUCGCUUCCGAGCACAUCCUGCAUUCAGGCUGCCAAACGAUACCCCCACGAAUCCCGACGAAAGCGUCCAGGCCUUUGCUAUCGACGGCGGUAACGUUUUGGCCGUGGCACAGACUGGAAUUUCUUUUAUAGAAAUUUACGGAGAGGGUGACGAUGUCUGCCGCGCAUGGAUCGAGUAUAUACCAGACAACAACAGUCCUAUCCAGCGGCAAGUUACAAUGAUCGAACAAGACUUGCGGGCACGCCUGCCAGAAGCAAAGAGAAAGGGUCGUGUAAAGGUGUCUGUCAAGUCCCAUGGAGGAGGAUCUUUGGAUAUCGAUGACUUCAAAGCAUUUGCAUCAAAGCAGUCGUCGGUGAAGCUGCCAGGUGGCAAAGUGGCCUUCCGAUGCAAAAGCCUCGGAGAGUCAAAGAUGCAAGGCAGCGAGCCCCAUGAGGUUGUCUUCACCAGCGCUCUGAAGCAGGACCGGGUCAUGUCUCGUGUUAUUGUAUAUCACGGAUCGGCACUGGAUGGACUGGAAUUCGUCUAUGACGAUAAUUCGACACAGCUAUUUGGCAAGAGGGGGGGCAAGGAGGGAGGCGACACAUUUGAAUUUGACGUUCGGCGCGGAGAGUACCUCAGUGGUUUUGUCGUGAGGGCCGGCUUUUGGAUCGAUGGCAUUCAGCUCUUGACCAGCCUUGGUAGAAAAUCAGCCAUGUUUGGAAAAGCCCAUGGUGGUUCUGCACACACUCUGAUACCUCCUCGAGGCUACUCUAUCUGCGGUGUUGCUGGCACAUGUGGCGCCUGGCUGGACGGCUUCUCCAUUCUCAUCAAACAUUAA